AUGUCCGGAAAAGUAACGAGCUCAGGCGGAAGAGGUGGAGGAAAGAAGACUACCCGUAAAACCAUGUCCAACUCUGCUAAGGCAGGAUUACAAUUCCCAGUCGGUAGAGUUGCAAGAUACUUAAAGAGAGGUAGAUAUGCAAAGAGAAUUGGUGCUGCUGCUCCAGUCUAUCUUGCUGCUGUUUUGGAGUACUUAUGUGCUGAGCUUCUCGAGCUCGCUGGUAAUGCUGCUAGAGAUGCAAAGAAGACACGUAUCACUCCAAGACAAAUCCAAUUAGCUGUUAGAAACGACGAAGAACUCAGCAAAUUCUUGGGUAAUGUUACUAUUGCCAGUGGUGGUGUUUUACCAAACAUUCCAACUGUUUUGUUACCAAAGAAAUCCAAGUCCAAACAAGGAAAUUCACAAGAAUUUUAA
Molecule: messenger RNA, 414 nt
Organism: Cryptosporidium ubiquitum
Lineage: Eukaryota; Apicomplexa; Conoidasida; Eucoccidiorida; Cryptosporidiidae
Product: histone H2A
Exons: 1
Coding region: 1-414 (137 amino acids)
Cellular component (GO): nucleosome
Molecular function (GO): structural constituent of chromatin; DNA binding; protein heterodimerization activity
Source: RefSeq, a predicted model, not a curated record